Messenger RNA from Merops nubicus (carmine bee-eater), 1156 nucleotides. Its product is annotated as vascular non-inflammatory molecule 2-like. The transcript is spliced from 5 exons. The record is from RefSeq and is a predicted model, not a curated record. Lineage: Eukaryota; Metazoa; Chordata; Aves; Coraciiformes; Meropidae. The annotation marks the transcript as partial.
AUUUGCUCCUGCUCCAGUGCAGGAACGACUCAGCUGCAUGGCCAGGAAUAACUCCAUCUAUAUGGUUGCAAACAUGGGGGCCAAGAAGUUGUGUAACUCCAGUGAUCCCAGCUGCCCCAGCGAUGGUCGCUAUCAGUACAACACUGAUGUUGUCUUUGAUCCAAAGGGGAAACUUGUGGCUCGUUACCACAAGUACAACCUGUUUAGAAGAGAAACUCAGUUUAAUUACCCAAAAGAGCCAGAAACCAUCACCUUUGAGACUCCCUUUGGGAAGUUUGGCAUUUUCACUUGCUUCGACAUCCUUUUCCGUGAGCCUGCCGUGGUCCUAGUGAGCGAGCUGCAGGUGGACACCGUGCUCUUCCCAACGGCUUGGAUGAAUGUCCUGCCCUUUCUGACUGCAGUUGAGUUUCACUCUGCCUGGGCAAUGGGCAUGGGUGUCAAUUUACUUUCAGCAAAUACUCACAACACUGACUUUGCAAUGACAGGCAGCGGGCUGUUCACACCGGAGGGACCUGCUGCCUACCAUUAUGACAGUGUGACCGAGGAGGGACGUCUCCUGCUAGCAGAGCUGAGAGCACACCCACGUCUUUCCCCCACCUACCCUCCUGCCGUCAACUGGAGCUUGUAUGCCACAACCAUCCAGAAAUUUCCAGAAGAAAAAGACACUUUUUCAGGAGCUGUCCGUCAGGAUAUCUUCACUUUCAGUGAACUCAGGCACAAAGCUGGAAAUUCCACAGUUUGCCAAGGAGACCUCUGCUGUCAUUUGGUGUAUCGGAUGUCAAGCAAGAGCCAAGAUGAAGUUUAUGUCCUGGGUGCAUUUGAUGGACUUCACGGUUCUCUCAUUAAAUACCAUUGGCAGAUCUGCACGCUGCUCAAGUGCAAGAGCACAGACCUGAACACGUGUGGGCAGCCGGUGGAGACGGCGCAGACCAAGUUUGAGAUGUUCUCCCUCAGUGGCACGUUUGGCACCAACUACGUCUUUCCAGAAGUCUUGUACAGUGGGGUGCAGCUGGCCCCCGGGGAGUUUGAGGUGCUACAUGAUGGACGUUUGAAAAGUAAGCAUGGCACAUCAAAACCACUCCUAACAGUGACACUUUUUGGAAGGUUGUAUGAAAAGGACCUGCCGCAUCCUCUGCGAACCUCCCCAGAACCUUAA